AUGGUUGCGGUGGCUGGAUCGCGACGGUGGAACGCGUUUAUUCAAGCUUUAGUUCUGAUAUCACUAUCGUUUUCCAGUAUCUCCAGCGCUUACCGACCAGGAGAUAUUGUCCGGAUGAGCAAGAUGGGGCAGUAUCACUCUUCGAGAACGACUUGGCAUGAUGUGAUCGGAAAGCAUUGUCCGAUCUUCGCCGUUAAUCGCGAGGUGUUGAUCCCCAUAGCGAAACCAAUUGGCUACACCGGAGCUGAUCCUUAUAAGAUAAAAUUCCAAGUUGGAAGCGAGAAAUUUCAAAUUCACUGGCUUUUGGUGAUAAACCGUAAGAGCUUAGAAGUUCCGAUGAUCGAUGUAAAUUUGAGAUACUCUGGAGGAGAUCUGCUUGGAGUCACAGCUCAAGUUAUCGAUAUGCCUCAUAGCUAUCUGGAUACACACCCGGAGGUCCGCAAACAGUUCUGGGAUCCUCAACACUGGCCAAAACAUGUUCUUGUUAGAUACACAUGGAAGGAACAGUCAGAAAUUGAUGUAUCCUCAGGAUUUUAUGUCCUCUUUGGCUCAGCUCUCACAUUCUCUUUCGUACUCUCAAUCUACGUCUUACAAUCUUCACGAGAGAAACUGGCGAGGUUUGUAAGAGAGACGGUUGUGGAAAGCAGCUCGAAUGUGAAUGUUGGAGAAUUUGGCAAGGUGGAGUGA
Molecule: messenger RNA, 687 nt
Organism: Arabis nemorensis
Lineage: Eukaryota; Viridiplantae; Streptophyta; Magnoliopsida; Brassicales; Brassicaceae
Source: the annotation of a GenBank genome assembly